CGUGAAGAGAAAUAAGACACAUCUAAGUGCUUCGUGCUUUAUAUCAUCAUAACACAUAAACAGAAACAGUCGCCGUCUUGUUCUAGCCUGAGAAGGGAACGUUACUAUUCAAGAGGCUCGAUUGCUAGUUUACUGGUUACUGUAAUAGGCACAAAUCCAGCUAGCUAGCAAGGUAGCUAGCUUUGAGGAACCAGAUAAAUCUAUUAACCUAGGUUAGUUAAUUAGUAAAUUCAGAGCUGUUCCUGACACAUCAUGAAUCCUGAAUAUGACUACUUGUUCAAGCUUCUUUUGAUCGGAGACUCGGGUGUUGGGAAAUCCUGCCUGCUCCUACGAUUUGCGGAUGACACGUACACAGAAAGCUACAUAAGCACCAUCGGAGUGGACUUCAAGAUCCGGACCAUUGAGCUGGAUGGCAAAACCAUUAAACUGCAGAUAUGGGACACUGCUGGUCAAGAGCGGUUUCGUACCAUCACCUCCAGUUACUACAGAGGAGCUCAUGGGAUCAUAGUGGUUUAUGAUGUCACUGAUCAGGAGUCUUACACCAAUGUGAAGCAGUGGCUUCAGGAGAUUGACCGCUACGCGAGCGAAAACGUUAACAAGCUGCUUGUAGGAAAUAAGUCUGACCUUACGACCAAAAAAGUGGUGGACUACACAACAGCUAAGGAGUUUGCCGACUCCCUUGCCAUCCCGUUCCUUGAGACGAGCGCCAAGAACGCGACCAACGUGGAGCAAGCCUUCAUGACCAUGGCGGCCGAGAUAAAGAAGCGCAUGGGUCCCGGGGCCACUCCUGGGGGAGACAAGCCCAACCUAAAGAUCGAGAGCACCCCAGUGCGGCAGUCGGGAGGAGGCUGUUGCUAGGACAGUCAGACGUGCCCUUCUCUCCAAAGAGCGAUAGAGCAGGGUCAGGAGAAGAAUGUAGGUCUCAC
This is a messenger RNA of Chanos chanos (milkfish), 926 nucleotides long. It is a transcript of the gene rab1bb, whose product is annotated as RAB1B, member RAS oncogene family b. Bases 253 to 858 code for a protein of 201 amino acids. The transcript is spliced from 6 exons. The record is from RefSeq and is a predicted model, not a curated record. Gene Ontology annotation, molecular function: GTP binding; GTPase activity. NCBI's taxonomy places the organism in Eukaryota, Metazoa, Chordata, Actinopteri, Gonorynchiformes, Chanidae.